Messenger RNA from Malania oleifera, 1417 nucleotides. RefSeq lists its product as uncharacterized. The record is from RefSeq and is a predicted model, not a curated record. NCBI's taxonomy places the organism in Eukaryota, Viridiplantae, Streptophyta, Magnoliopsida, Santalales, Ximeniaceae. The coding region runs from base 193 to 1179 and encodes 328 amino acids. The transcript has a single exon.
CAAACAGCGGCAACUCAUUUCAAAAUUAAAUUGAACUAAAAAGCGUUUUUCUGAAUUUCUCUUUUCUGUAGCAUCUACUUCAACCUCGCCUUUCUUCUUUCCUACUUCUCUGUUGUCGCUCUCUUCUGUGUCAAUUUCAGCUUCAGCUUCAGUUCCAAUUCGAAAUAAAGGUUGAAAUCAAGAUUGAAGAAGAUGGGCUAUGUCUCCUCCAAUCCCCUUGAUGGUGAUGACGAAUUCCGCCAGCUGGGUAGCUCUGCUCUGGGCCACCACGUCGUCUCUCUCACCUCCACCACCUACGGCCUCCUCACCCUCGACCCUGUGCCUCCUCCGCUCACUCCUCCCCUUCCUCCUCCUCCUCCUCCCCCGCCUCCUCACUCUGAACCCCGCACGCCUCCGUCUCUCCGCUCCGAUCCGGAGGUCAUCAACUCCUGGGAGCUCAUGGCCGGUCUCGACACCGACAGCUUCCGGUUCUUCCCAUUCCCACAACCCCCAAAGUCCUCCGCCACCAAAAAAAGCGACGCUGCCUACAUGAUCAACGACAAAGAGAACUCCGACCCCAAUCAAUCUGUCCGCAAGACCGCCAUUUCUGGAGGAGAGGGCGUUCUAAAGCCGUUAAAGGACAGCCUCCGCAGACCGUCGUUGGCGACGAGGGACUCGCUGGAGGGGUUCGAGAAACGGUGCCCCCCAAACGGUGAGAACAGGGUGGUGGUGUACACAACGUCGGUGAGGGGCGUGCGGAGGACGUUCGAGGCCUGCGCCGCCGUGAUGACGGCCAUCGAAGGGCUGGGAGUGUGGGUUUGCGAGAGAGAUAUUUCGAUGGAUCGAGGGUUUAGGGAAGAGCUGAGGGAGCUGAUGAAGGGGAAAGAGAGUGGGUUUAUGAUUCCGCCGAGGGUUUUUGUGAAGGGAAGAUACUUGGGUGGAGCCGAAGAGGUGCUGAGGAUGGCGGAAGAGGGGUUUUUGAGUGAGCUGCUUGAUGGGUUGCCGAAGAACAAGGGAGGGGUCUCGUGCGAGGGGUGUGGGGGCGUGAGGUUCUUGCCCUGUUUUCGGUGUAACGGGAGCUGCAAGUUGGUGAUGGUGGUGAAGGAAAAUGCUGGGCAGAAACGGGGGAGGAAGGUGGUGGUGGUGAGGUGUUCUGAGUGUAACGAGAAUGGGUUGGUGCUCUGCCCAAUUUGCAGCUAAAUCAAAAUGAAUGCACUGCGAGGCUUCGCUGGUUGGCCUUCCUUCACAUAGUGAGAUGUUUCAAAUUACCAGUUUGAAUUUGUGUGAGGAUGUGCUCUGCUCCCCCGUCUCUGCAAUGAAUAACUUAUUCCAUGUUUCUCUUUUCUGUGCAAUGUUUCUGGCUUUGUUGUGCUCUGUUUUUUCUUUUUCCUACGAAGGCAAGAUAAUUAAGCUACAUCUUCAGGAUCACUUAGCCAGC